AUAUUAUAGUAAAUGGAUGUCAAUUAGAGUCCAAUUUUUGUGAAUGUUUAUUGUUGUGUUGUAUAAACCUUGUACUUAUUGUGCUGUAUUGUAUUGUGUUGUGUUUACAGGCCUGGUUAUGUCAAAUUGUGAUGUUCUAUUGAGUCAUUAGCCUCAAAAUAUUUUUAAAAGAUAAAUUCUAUUUUAUUCUUAUCUUUGUGCUCUCAUAAUGAUAAAUAACUUGUCACUUGUGUAUUAUGAAAUAUGUGUAAUAAUAAUGUAAUACUAUUUAUAUUAAAUUUGAAUAUUCUGUGUUGAAAUGAAUCUAUUAUUUCCCUGCAAUGAAACCUAUGAACUCUCAUAAUUUGCUUUUCACAGCUACUUAUUAAUAUAUAGUAGGUGCAAACCUUGUUUUGCAGCAUUCCUCUUAUGGAGUACAGUGUUGCCAGAUUUCACCAAAUCCAGAGAGCCAAUUGUGUUAGAGAAAGAGCGAAAAAGAGAGCAUAGACAUUUUUGAUAGAAUCGGCAACAGUGUGCUCCUAUUGGUUAUAUUGGAAUAGUAUUCUUGGCCAUAAAGCCCCGUGCUGCAAACUAAGGUUUGCUCGGACUGUAGCCAAUUAAGACAGCAUCAAUGUUGAAAACUGGUCAAAAAAGAGCAGCGCUUUCAAAUUCACGAAUGACGCAUCAUCACGUCUGAACUACUGGACUGAUUAACUUGAAAUUUUGCAUGUACAUUCUUUAUUCACCAAGGAUGGUUAUAGGACUAUUUUCAAUUCUUCAAGAUUUCGUUGCACGUCAAGUUUUCAGUUUGUCAAGCUGCUAAUUGGAGCCUUGCGGAGCACGGGUUACCUGCUAGUAAUAAAUAAAUGAACUUGUCCAUAUAAUUUGUGGGUGUAUCAUCUAUUGUAACUAUAAUGUAUAAUAUAUUUGCAGGUAUCAGCCACCCCUGUACAAGUGGAGCAAUCAAUCUCAAACGAAGGAGUCAACUUGAUGGAAAAUGAAUGCAAAGACAAGGAACGACAAUCUAACAAAGAGUUAACUCUACCCACUGCCUAUGUCAAACUGUAUCGCAUUGGAGUGCUGGAUAGAAUUGCCAGAACCCUUCACCAAAAGCAGCGCUCUGAUGACGAUUAUGAUGAUGUUGAUGAUGAUUAUGAACCAUCAUCAGCUGAUAGUGAGAGUGAAUCGUCUGCAGAAGAGGGGGAAGUAGGCAACAAUGUAGAAAUGGUAUCAGCCACCCCUGUACAAGUGGAGCAAUCAAUCUCAAACGAAGGAGUCAACUUGAUGGAAAAUGAAUGCAUAGACAAGGAACGUCCAUCUAACAAAGAGAUAACUCUACCCACUGCCUAUGUCAAACUGUAUCGCAUUGGAGUGCUGGAUAGAAUUGCCAGAACCUUUCACCAAAAGCAGCGCUCUGAUGACGAUUAUCAAGAUGUUGAUAAUGAUUAUGCAUUCAUCCCUGACAAAUCGAAAGAAGAAAAAGCUGCCGAUGAACUGUUUGCGAAUUAUCCAGAGCUGGAAGCUCACUACAAAAAGUUGGUGAAUGAUCUAGAGUUGACAAUCACAGCCAACCGGUUCAUAGAGGAUGUGAUCAAGCUGUGGAGCGGGGUGUCGAGUCGGCAUGGGGUGCUGCAACAGUUUGUGGCAUUGGUAAAGGAGCAGAGGAGCACCAUAUCCACCCUCAACUCGGAGGUGGGAGACUGUCUGCGGUCGACUAAGGACAAACAGGAUAAUGUCGAGAAACUCAAAAUGGAGAUAGAAAAAGCUUGGCGAACGGCCGACGCCACCCAUGUAAGGGAGCAGGAAGCUCUGGAGAAUAUUGAGAAUCUCAGGCAACAGCUGUCCAGACUACAGAAUGAGAGAGGAGUCAAAUCAAAAUUAGACUUUGAUCAGAAUGGAGAGUACACUACGGCCGCUAAGAACAGAGAACUACAGUUAAAAGAGAGAGAGAAGCUAGUGAGUGAGUCGGCUGAGCUGAAGGAGAAACUGAGAGCGCUAACUGCUGAGCAUGAAGACCUCGAGCAGAGAUACAGUGCUGCCAACAUGAAAGUCGCUGAACUUCAACAGGACUUGGAGAAUCGUGGAAAUGAAAUAAUGAAAGAGACCCAGUUCAAAGGCCGUCUACAGGAUGAGAUAAAUCGGCUAACAGAUGAAAUGAGAGGGAGAACUGAGGAGGUGCUCGUUCAUAAGUUACAGAUGACCAUGCUGAAUCGAACUGCCAAUCGACUCGAACAGGCCUUGAAAUCGGAAAAGGCAACAGUUGAUAGACUAACUCAACAGCAAGAGGUUCUGUCGCAGCGCUACCUGAAAAUCCAAGAUGAACUAUCCAUAGAAACUCAGCUUUACGAAGAGGCUUCUUCAAAAAUCAACCUAUUAGCUAACCAAUUGAAGAACAAGGAUGAAGAGCUGCUGAAACUGCGAAAUGACUUGUCGCGGGUGGUUAAGCUGACUGAAUCGGCGGCUGUCAGAAUCGAGAAAGCGGAGAGUGAGAGAAAGCGAGUUGAGGAAGAGAGAGACGCUCUGGCCACCAAG
This is a messenger RNA of Nilaparvata lugens (brown planthopper), 2511 nucleotides long. RefSeq names its product cilia- and flagella-associated protein 58. NCBI's taxonomy places the organism in Eukaryota, Metazoa, Arthropoda, Insecta, Hemiptera, Delphacidae. Gene Ontology annotation, cellular component: cytoskeleton. The record is from RefSeq and is a predicted model, not a curated record.